AGCCUCACCUCAAGCCCGUCUUCCUCAAUUUUGCAGCAGAAGAAUGCUUCCUGCAGCAGCACAAAUUUCAUGUGUGUACUACAGUUAUGAAGCUUUGUCGCGUUCCAAUCGCUUCUCCGAGUUAUGAUCUUGAAUUCGAACGCACUUGAAGCGGAUUUGGUGGGGGAUUCAGUGCGCUUCGAUGGCUGAGGCGAGAUAGGGGCACAGGGAAGUGAAAUGGGGGUAUAGGGUUUAGUGCGGUGCCUUGUGAAGGCAUGUGUUCAGCAGAUCGUGCUUGAGGUCUUUUGAAAUGGGGCUGCAUCAUCAUUUGAUGCUGCUUCAUCAAUGUCGCUGCGUCCUUCCUGCCUCCAUGGCUCUGGCUCGAACUCUGUCCCAUUCGUAUGCCUCUAGUUCUGCGGCAGCUGCUGCUGUGGUUCCUGGCUUGUUGGGUGGGAAACCAAGCUCGAGAUGUGUGAAGGAGUCAUGGGAAUGCUGGACUUUGCUGCGGAAUUUUAAAUUGGAUGGUUUGGAGAGGGGUUUUGCGACAAGGAGGUUUGCUCGGGUGGAGAAGUCGCGGGCGGCGCUAGCAGCAGUUGAGUUCUCUGAAUCUAUCGGUACGCAUUUGACUGACCACACCGCGCAGCCUGGAGAUGGAGUCGAUAAAGGUUUGAAAUCAAUGCUAGGGUCGAACAUAGUCAUCACGGCGGGUGCAGAGGUUGGUCGACUUGCGCUGAUAAAGUCAGCUGAUUUCAUCAAGAGUAGUAGCAAGGAAUCGGAGUGCCCUCAUGAGGGACACCCAGAAUUUGCGCUGGUGGGGCGUUCUAACGUUGGAAAAUCGUCUCUUAUUAACGCGCUGGUUCAUCGCAAGGAGCUUGCACAAACAUCCAAGAAACCUGGUAAAACACAGCUCAUUAACCACUAUCUUAUCAACAAGACGUGGUACCUAGUUGACCUUCCUGGUUACGGAUAUGCCAAGGCUCCAACUGCCAUACGCACUGAUUGGAAUGAGUUUACAAAAGGUUAUUUUUUGAAGCGACAAACACUUGUUUCCGUGCUACUUCUUGUUGACUCUAGCAUUGAGCCUCAACAAAUUGAUCUGGACUGCGUUGGCUGGCUUGGUCGUAACAAGAUUCCAGUCACCAUCGUGUUUACAAAAUGCGACAGGAAGAAAAAGAAGAAGAAUGGGGGGCGGAAACCAGAAGAAAACAUUAAAGAUUUUCUGGAUAGAAUAAAACCGUUGUACGCUGAGACUCCUCCAUGGAUAAUGACAAGUUCCGAGACUAACCAAGGCAAGGAAGAGUUAUUACGCCACAUUGCACAGUUGCGGAUUUUAUGGGCUAGUUAAGCAUCGAAUGACAUUUUUGCUCUUCAUAUUUUAGCCUACGACUCAUAGAUUUUUCAAUGGUAAAAUUUACUGUUUGUUUAAAGAGCACUAUCCUUUAGAUUCCAAUUGGAGUUCAUUGAAGGUAUUCCAAGGAUAUCUAUCCAGUCAACUGAGUCUGGUGAAUUACCCAAUUUCUUGGUUGACGCUUGGGAGAGUUACAAUUUACAUUUGCUAUAGAAAACACGUUACCUGGAAUAUCGGUGUCACUGGUGUCCUGAUCACUUUCAAGCAUCAGAUGACUUAUUGUUUGAGUUU
This is a messenger RNA of Physcomitrium patens, 1618 nucleotides long. RefSeq names its product GTP-binding protein At2g22870. The record is from RefSeq and is a predicted model, not a curated record. Lineage: Eukaryota; Viridiplantae; Streptophyta; Bryopsida; Funariales; Funariaceae. Gene Ontology annotation, molecular function: GTP binding.